Molecule: messenger RNA, 939 nt
Organism: Trypanosoma grayi
Lineage: Eukaryota; Euglenozoa; Kinetoplastea; Trypanosomatida; Trypanosomatidae
Exons: 1
Molecular function (GO): catalytic activity
Source: RefSeq, a predicted model, not a curated record
AUGCCGGCCACCCCAUCGUGGCACCAAGGUCCAGUACCCCGUAUUGUCGGGGGAAGCCAAGCGCCAGCAACGUUCGCCAUCUGGAAAACAUUGCGGUGCCAGGCUUACAGCAUCACACAGUACGAGAGCCAGCCGCGCCCCACAGGGGCACAGCGUUAUCCUUGUCGGUCUUGGGGCGCGUGUUACCGCGCCGUCAGCAGUAUCAUCCGCACCAAGUUACUGCUUAGUGGAAAUGUGGAAGAGAAUCCCGGCCCUACAUUGAGGGGCAUGCAAUGGAACUCAGCUGGGCUAACACAGGCCAAACGCCUAGCCUUGGGUAAACAGCUCUACGAUGAUAAUAUCACGUUCUGCUUACUGAGUGAGACAAAAAUGUCCCCCCCUGAGGCUGCUAGUUUUGGACUUCCUGGGUUCCAACAUUAUGGGAUAGCUCGCACCUGUCGUGGUGGAGGUGUAUCAAUCCUCAUCAGGGAUGAGAUACAGGUAGAGACAGGACCGGCGCUUGUUGCAGGCAUUGAGCUUGCACAAGCGACAAUCCAUCUAGAUGGAGGUAUGCGGUUGACGAUUUCAUCAGCAUUCUUUCCCCCUGUCGCCACCAAGAUCACCUCAGAGAACCUCGAUAGACUCAACAACACGGACGGGCCACAGCUCAUAGGUGCUGACGCCAAUGCGCACGCAUUGGCAUGGGACAACGAAGUCCCGCCUGACUCUCGAGGUGAUACCAUCGUGCAAUGGUGCAUUGAUAAUGAGUUCCUCAUUGCCAACACUGGAAAUAGGACACGGUACACCGAGAGGCAUAGAGGCUCCGCGCCAGAUGUAACACUGGCAAAAGAGUGCGCAGUGACAGAUUGGACAGCGCGACCCACCCCCGACAGCGACCACUACAUCAUCACUUAUACUGUCCAGGUGGGGGAGGAUGACACUCCGCUAGAAGUGCCGCGG